UGCUGCCAGCCCACCUGCUGCCGCCCCACCUGCUGCCGCCCCAGCUGCUGUGUGUCCAGCUGUUGCAGACCCAGCUGCUGUCAGUCUGUGUGCUGCCAGCCCACCUGCUGCCAGCCCACCUGCUGCCGCCCCACCUGCUGCCGCCCUAGUUGCUGUGUGUCCAGCUGCUGCAGACCCAGCUGCUGUCAGUCUGUGUGCUGCCAGCCCACCUGCUGCCGUCCUAGCUGCUGCCGCCCCAGCUGCUGCCGCCCCAGCUGCUGUGUGUCCAGCUGUUGCAGACCCAGCUGCUGUCAGUCUGUGUGCUGCCAGCCCACCUGCUGUCGCCCCAGCUGCUGCAGGCCUUCCUGCUGUCAGCCCAGCUGCUGCCACCCCUGCUGCUGCCUGCGUCCAGUCUGUGGUCAGGUCUGCUGCCACAGCACUUGCUACCGCCCCACCUGUGUCAUCUCCACCUGCCCCCCCCUCUGCUGCCCGACCACCUGCUGCAGGACCACCUGCUGCCGCCCCAGCUGCUGUGUGUCCAGCUGCUGCAGACCCAGCUGCUGUCAGUCUGUGUGCUGCCAGCCCACCUGCUGCCGCCCCACCUGCUGCCGCCCCAGCUGCUGUGUGUCAAGCUGCUGCAGACCCAGCUGCUGUCAGUCUGUGUGCUGCCAGCCCACCUGUACCUGCUGUCAGCCCAGCUGCUGCCGCCCCUGCUGCCGCCCCUGCUGCUGCCUGCGUCCAGUCUGUGGUCAGGUCUGCUGCCAGAGCACUUGCUACCGCCCCACCUGUGUCAUCUCCACCUGCCCCCGCCCCAUGUGCUGUGCCAUCCCUUGCUGCUGA
This is a messenger RNA of Cricetulus griseus (Chinese hamster), 819 nucleotides long. The record is from RefSeq and is a predicted model, not a curated record. NCBI's taxonomy places the organism in Eukaryota, Metazoa, Chordata, Mammalia, Rodentia, Cricetidae.